AUGUCAAACCCCGAGCAGCAGCAGCUGUCUGCCGUGGACGAGCUGUUGAAGCAAGAUCCCACGGAGGGUCCUGCAGAUGAAACGAUGAUGGAUGCAUUCUCCGUGGCACCGACCAGUACGGCACCACCUGUGGAGGACCAGGAAGACAGUUUGAAGCUGUUGAAGGACUGCUUCGCAGGCUAUGGCAGCCCCGGGAACUUUUUGUCCGAACGCUUGGCCCUGCAGUCCAGUCGAGACGAGUUCGCUGCCUGGCUCGAGACCCAGGUCGGCAGGAACCACGCCGUCGACUACCUCGAUGAUUACGUCAAAUGGCAAGGAGCAGACCGAGGCCAGGAGGACCAGGCCCCGGUGUUGACGGUGGAGAUUCAGAAGUUUGCCUUUGAGAACUGCAGCCGCAAUGGGCCCGUCCAGCUGCACAAGGCCAUGCUGCUCGUUGAUCAGUAUCAUGUGGACGGUUUCUUGACGAAGCUGGAGCCCGUUCUGAUUCGGAAGGCGGCCUCGGCCCCAGAGUGCCGCAAUCUUGUCAUUGGGCUGAGAUAUCAGCGCCAAACUGGCUGGAAUAUGCCAUUAAGUCUCACACAUAGAAGGAGGCUUCUGCUCCGCUCUAAGGCAAAUGCUCCGAGACAUGGCCCUGUCCCGAACUUCGACAUCCUGUACCUCAAGGGCCACAGCCGUGUUGUGACUCUGAUGGCCUGCCUGGCCUGGGUGAUGAAGGUUUUUCCGAAGCUUGUGCCCAGCCUGCAAGAGAUCCAGUGCAAAGCCAUCCACCUCAGCAACGAGACGGACGAGUUGUUUUACAACUUCAAGAUCGCUUCUCGGGGCUCGAUCCGAGAACCUCCGAGCCCAAUCACCUGGGUCUAUGCUUUGACCUCGCUCAGUGGAGAUAGCUCGUCGGUCAUUAACCUGUGGAACUCGACGAGCACAAGGGCCGACAAAUUGCAGGGCGGAAAAUACUACACGGUCAAGAAUCUCCUCGAUAUGCCGGUGGAGAUGCGAACUGUCGUUUUGAAGGCUGCCAACGACAUGGGCUCUCCUUUUACAGACGACAACUUGAGCUCCAGAAAAUUGCUUCCCAACUACGUCUUCCGGACAACGAAAGCUCCGCGACAGUCCAAAUGGAACAAUGCCUACGGCACCGUCACGAAGAAAAGCGCCAUUCUCGCGAUGGAAGCCGUGGUGAACAAUUUCCUGAACUCGCCCAAAGCUCUCCGGACAAAACCCUCAAAGCAAGACCUGGAGGAGCGAACGCAGUUGUGUGCACUCGCUGCGGCUUUGGCGGAUGAAGUGGUGCAGGCUCUUCCGGAUCUGCAGAGCCGGUGGACUGCCCGAAUUCGCCAAGCCGACCCGAUGAUGGAGGUGGAACUUUCCUCAGCCCUGCAGAACAAGAGUGACAACUUCGUGCCCCGGAACGCCCCGAGCUCCUGA
Molecule: messenger RNA, 1425 nt
Organism: Symbiodinium sp. CCMP2592
Lineage: Eukaryota; Dinophyceae; Suessiales; Symbiodiniaceae
Source: the annotation of a GenBank genome assembly